CUGGUGAACAGCAGCACAGCGUGUGCAGGGAGGGUAGAGGUCCAGGUGCUGGGGACCUGGGGGACCCUCUGUGCCUCCCACUGGGAUCUCUCGGAUGCCCACGUUCUCUGUCGUCAACUCAACUGCGGGUUUGCUGAGUCCGUUCCUGGAGGAGAGCAUUUUGGGAGAGGGACUGGCCCUGUCUGGAGAGACUCAUUCCACUGUGAUGGGACAGAAGCCCAUCUGGGACAGUGCCCAGUGAUCACCCUGGGGGCCUCACCAUGCUCCCACGGGAACAACGCUGCUGUCGUUUGCGCAGGCUCAGCCGGCUUUGCAUCCCUGCGGCUGGUGGGUGGAGGGAGCCGGUGCGAUGGACGAGUGGAGAUCUUCCAGAACGGGACAUGGGGCAGAGUCCUGGAUGACCAGUGGGACAUGCAGGAGGCCAGCGUGGUGUGCCGGCAGCUGCGGUGCGGAGAGGCAGGGACAGCCUACAACCCCCCAAAGCCUGAGCGAGGGACCGGCCCUGUGGGGCUGCGAGGGGUCCGGUGCGCAGGGCACGAGGCCAGCCUGGCCCUCUGCAACACCUCCCUGCCCGAGAGUGCACCGGCGGCAGGGGUUGCGGAGGACGUGGGAGUCAUCUGCUGGGGGAGCCGGAGGGUCCGGCUGGUGAACGGGUCCGGGCACUGUGCUGGGAGAGUGGAGAUCUACUACCAGGGCAUCUGGGGGACUGUCUGUGACGAUGGCUGGGACCUGUCUGAUGCCGCCGUCGUUUGCCACCAGCUGGGCUGUGGAGGGGCAGUGGAGGCAGCCGGCUCCGCUCAGUUCGGGGAAGGCUCCAGGCAGAUCUGGCUGGAUGGCGUGAACUGCUCUGGGGCCGAAGCUGCUCUCUGGGACUGCCCUGCCAGGCCCUGGGGGCAGCACGACUGCGGGCACAAAGAGGAUGCGGGAGUCAUCUGCUCAGAGUUCGUGGCUCUGAGGCUGGAGAACAGUGAUGGCUGCUCCGGGCGCCUGCAGGUUUUCUACAACGGGACGUGGGGCAGCAUUUGCUCCAACUUGAUGACUCUCGACACAGUGUCGCUGGCAUGCAAGGAGCUGGGCUGUGGGGACGGAGGAUCCCUGGAAACACAGCUGCCUUAUGGAAGGGUGUCUGGCCCUACGUGGCUGGAUUACGUGCAGUGUGGGGAGAAAACCAGCUCCUUCUGGCAGUGUCCCUCUGCUCCCUGGAACCCACAGUCAUGUGAAGACCCACGAGAGGAGAUCCACAUCACCUGCAAUGGGGCUGCGGAGGUGAGGCUGGUGAAUGGCAGCAGGCGCUGUGCUGGAAGAGUGGAGGUGAAACACAAUAGCAAGUGGGGGACGGUGUGUGGUGACUACUGGAGCAUGACCGAUGCGGCAGUGGUUUGUAAGCAGCUGGGCUGUGGGUCUGCUGUUGGAGCUCCUCAGUAUGGACACUUUGGGCCAGGAUCUGGCCCCAUUUGGAUGGAUGAUGUUGGCUGUAAUGGCACUUGCCCAGUGAUCACCCUGGGGGCCUCACCAUGCUCCCACGGGAACAACGCUGCUGUCGUUUGCGCAGGGAGCCGGAGGGUCCGGCUGGUGAACGGGUCCGGGCGCUGUGCUGGGAGAGUGGAGAUCUACUACCAGGGCAUCUGGGGGACUGUCUGUGACGAUGGCUGGGACCUGUCUGAUGCCGCCGUCGUUUGCCACCAGCUGGGCUGUGGAGGGGCAGUGGAGGCAGCCGGCUCCGCUCAGUUCGGGGAAGGCUCCGGGCAGAUCUGGCUGGAUGGCGUGAACUGCUCUGGGGCCGAAGCUGCUCUCUGGGACUGCCCUGCCAGGCCCUGGGGGCAGCACGACUGCGGGCACAAAGAGGAUGCGGGAGUCAUCUGCUCAGAGUUCGUGGCCCUGAGGCUGGAGAACAGUGAUGGCUGCUCCGGGCGCCUGCAGGUUUUCUACAACGGGACGUGGGGCAGCAUUUGCUCCAACUUGAUGACUCUCGACACAGUGUCGCUGGCAUGCAAGGAGCUGGGCUGCAGGGAUGGAGGAUCCCUGGAAAGAAGCCUGCCUUAUGGCAAUGUGUCUGGUCUUACAUGGCUGGAUAACAUGCAGUGUGGGGAGAAAACCAGCUCCUUCUGGCAGUGUCCCUCUGCUCCCUGGAACCCACAGUCAUGUGAAGACCCACGAGAGGAGAUCCACAUCACCUGCAAUGAAAAGCCAUCACAGCCACACACGUCCAGCAGCAGUUGCCACCCAGGUUGCCAGCAGCGCCUGGGGGAGGCAGAGGCAUCUGCAGAUUCCCCCCGGGGCCGUCUGACUGGCAGCAGGAGAGUCUCAGUGCCUGUCAUCAUCUGCAUCAUCCUGGGGGCCCUUCUCUGCCUGCUCCUGGCCCUCCUGGCUGGGCAAGCACUAAGCACCAGGGCUGGGCGCAGAGGCUCCAGGAGUGCUCAGGAGAUGUUCCCUGAGGCUGUGUACGAGGAGAUUGGUUACAGCCCAGUGUGGGAGAAGCAGGCGAGGUUUGGGCGCUCAGCUCCCGAGGACCUGCCUGAGGGGGGUCACAGUGAGACCCCCGAGUCUCAGCACUGCAGGCCCCAUGCUGGGCAGAGCUUGGCUGUUUAA
Molecule: messenger RNA, 2589 nt
Organism: Harpia harpyja (harpy eagle)
Lineage: Eukaryota; Metazoa; Chordata; Aves; Accipitriformes; Accipitridae
Product: deleted in malignant brain tumors 1 protein-like
Exons: 12
Cellular component (GO): membrane
Source: RefSeq, a predicted model, not a curated record